AUUACAUCCAUCAAAUCUAUAUCUUGUUAAUCAAUCAUCUCCUCCUACUAAAAUGAAGACCAAGUUCAUCAAGUCCUGCCAAAAGAAACUAAAGAAGAUGACAGUCACAACACCUUGUAAGUUUUGCGAAAGAAUUUGCUUGGCGUUCAAGAGGGGAGCUGAGGUGAUACCAAAAGAUGUCCCUAAGGGACACUUGGUUGUCUAUGUAGGUGAGGAGUCCGUGAGGUUUGUGAUUAAGAUCAGCUUACUUGCACACCCACUCUUCAAGGCACUGCUGGAUCAAGCACAGGAUGCUUAUGGUUUCAGUGCAGACGCCAGACUAUGGAUUCCAUGCGAUGUGAGCACCUUCCUCGAUGUUGUCCGUUGUGCUGGUUCUCCACAGUAUCAGAACAGUUGCAUGUGUAUCUAGGAAGUUUCUUCAGGGAACUCAAGACGUUAAUUGAUUGAUCCGAUUCCACGUUUGAAUAAUAAGCUAUAGCUGUACACCAAUAAUGUAAAACUUUUUUGGAUUGAACUAGGGGUUUGAAUGCGCCUAGCA
Molecule: messenger RNA, 538 nt
Organism: Brassica oleracea var. oleracea
Lineage: Eukaryota; Viridiplantae; Streptophyta; Magnoliopsida; Brassicales; Brassicaceae
Product: indole-3-acetic acid-induced protein ARG7-like
Exons: 1
Coding region: 53-409 (118 amino acids)
Biological process (GO): response to auxin
Source: RefSeq, a predicted model, not a curated record